This is a messenger RNA of Aureobasidium vineae, 1167 nucleotides long. NCBI's taxonomy places the organism in Eukaryota, Fungi, Ascomycota, Dothideomycetes, Dothideales, Saccotheciaceae. The record is from the annotation of a GenBank genome assembly.
AUGGUCCUCGAAGCAAUCAAGUACAGCCGCGGCAAGUUGGACAUUCUGGACCAGCUCCAGUUGCCUCACACAGAAGUUUACGAUGAGGUCAAGUCUGCGCAGGAUGCAUGGCACGCGAUCAAGGAAAUGAGAACUCGCGGUGCUCCAGCCAUUGCUAUUGUUGCUGCUCUUGGCCUGGCCGUGGAAGUUGAACUUAUUGCUGGCAAGAAGGAACUCUCAAACGUCGCUGAAGAGGUUGAGGUCUUCAUCCAGGAGAAGCUCGAGUACCUGGUUACUAGCAGACCUACUGCUGUAAACUUGGCAGAUGCUGCCAGAAAGUUGCAGAAAGUUGUGCAGACUGCCGCCAGAAGCCAAGGUGCCUCGGGCACUUCUGUCAAGGACGCAUAUGUCAAGGCUGCAGAGCAGAUGCUUGUCGACGAUGUUUCGGACAACAAGGCCAUUGGUGAGCACGGUGCCGAUUGGAUCCUCAAGAAUGCUGCUGGAGGCAAGGCCCAGGUCAGCAUAUCUCUGGCGACUGCGGGUUACGGUACUGCUCUCGGGGUCAUUCGCUCUGUUCACGCAAGAGGGUCGCUCAAGAGAGCAUUCUGCAGCGAAACCAGACCUUACAACCAAGGAUCACGUUUGACUGCUUUCGAGUUGGUGCACGAUAAGAUUCCCGCAACUCUAGUGACAGACUCUAUGGCGGCUGCACUGCUCCGUCUUAAAGGACCUACUGAGAACAUUGCAGCAAUCGUGGUUGGAGCCGACCGCGUCGCGGCCAAUGGAGACACUGCCAACAAGAUCGGGACUUACUCGCUUGCAAUCCUAGCCAAGCACCACGGAGUCAAAUUCUUGGUAGCAGCACCUCGCACAACCAUCGACCUGGAGACCAAGUCUGGAGCGGACAUUGUGAUUGAAGAGAGAGCAGGCAAAGAGAUGACGAUGAUCAAGGGACCUUGCUUCAAGGGAGCAUCGCUCGACCUGAAGCAGAUCGAGACUGUCAGCAUUGCUGCCAACGGUAUUGAUGUGUGGAACCCUGCUUUCGACGUGACACCGGCAGAGUUGAUUGACGGAGUCGUGACUGAGAAGGGAGUGGUGGAGAAGGGCUCAGACGGAGUGUUCCAUUUUGAGGAUAUCUUUGCGGCUUCUGGGUCUGAGGUGAAGCCUACAACUGUUGGAGGCCUUUGA